Messenger RNA from Tigriopus californicus, 2105 nucleotides. RefSeq lists its product as uncharacterized. NCBI's taxonomy places the organism in Eukaryota, Metazoa, Arthropoda, Copepoda, Harpacticoida, Harpacticidae. The transcript has a single exon. The record is from RefSeq and is a predicted model, not a curated record. Bases 96 to 1970 code for a protein of 624 amino acids.
AUGGGUGUUGACGCCAUCAGUAUGUUUCAUUUUCCAGACAGUCAGUAUCAAACAUGUGAAAAGCUUCGACAAGCAAAUGGGGUACCGCAGAAACAAUGUAUUUCUCUACAAAGUCAUUGUUUUUUGUGGCUUUGCUUCUUGUUUUGAGACCAGUUGACAGUUCAGGCCUUUCAGACGAUUCGAGCUUAACCGUCGUGAAAGGAGGCGUUGCAAUUUUUAAGUGUUCACUUGACAAUAUUCCUUGGCAAUGGUGUAGGUGGAAGAAUCGGAGAUCUCAAGCCCAAUUUAGUUUCACUGCAGAUUCUGUCUCUGAGGCCAUUAAUGAUCGGUUUCAUGUUCAAUUAGAGGAUCACUUUUGUAACCUAAUAAUCAAUGAAGUGACCCUAGAGGAUGCUGGUGAGUGGAAUUGCCACCUAGCAGUGACUAGUGAUGUUCCAUCGGUUAUGAGAGUGGAGAAAUCCAUGCACCUUACUGUGGCUGUGAUGGAAGAAAGCGAUUUAAUACUCACGGUAUCCAAAGCUCUUGAUAAGGUACAAAUAGGGGAAGAAGUUGAGAUCUUUUGCGGGCCUCAAUAUCCGAAUGCGUUCCCAAAACCACAAAUGGAAUUGAUUGUAAUCAACAAGGAUGAAGAAACCCUCAUGAGCGAGAAAGGGUCAAACAUUACCAAGGUCUUUGAAAUCACCGAGCAAUAUCAUGAAGCAAAAUUCGAGUGCCAGUUAUCGCAAGAACAUGAAGAUUUCAGCCACAUCAUUUCUCAAAGAAGUGAUGCUAUAUUUGCCCAAAUUCCAAUUGAGCUCCUUUGCGCUCCACACGAGGAAUAUGUGUUUCGAGACCAACCGUUUAAUAUCUCACUCAGUUUCCGAGCAAGGCCACAGCCAUCUUGGGAUCAAAUUAUGGUCACAACUUUCAGCGACGACUCUCAAGCUAUUACUAAUGAACUAAACCUCAAUGAAUCAAGUUUGGAUUUGGCUAUAAGUCCCUUGAUUGAAGUGAACAAUCAAACCGACGAGUAUGCUGUGCUCAUUACUAUUUUGCAAUUGAAGGAGAGCGUUAUUCUUAACGUUAACAUAAGUGGUUUUGGAAGUGUCGAGAUGUUGGUAAAAUAUGAGCCCCCUCCAUCAUUUUUUGUGACAAUGACCCCGAAACUGGUUCAGGAGGCUGGAUUUACCUGGAUGUCAUGGAUCUUCAUCUUAUUUGCACUGUUUAUCAUCAUCAUUAUUCUGGUUUGUUGCUUGAUGAUUGCUCAGGCUCUAAUAAGUAUUUGCAGAAGCAAAUCGGAUCCAAGUAAAAGGGUCUCCCCCAAUUAUUCAAGUGAUGAAGUUUUCAUCACCUCCGAAAGCUCACUUUUUCAAACUAAAGGUGCAAAGCACCUACUGACGUUUUCUCCGCCCAAACGGAACCAAUUAUCGUCAGAUGACAUGUCUACGUAUUCGAUAGGAUUUUCGGAUUCCACAGCCACUCCCCCCGAAACCAGUUCAAGUGACAGUAUCCUUAGAAACCACAUUCAUCCAGCUAAAAAGGACAUGGUAGAUUAUCCCAACGACGACCAUGUAACCAACGCCAAAAGUCUACUUCUACCAAAUAUAGGAGUGGAAAGGAUUCAGACGGGUUCUCCGUCCAACCCGAAUAAAGUGUCUUCCGAGGGUAUUUACACAUCUUCGACCGUAAUUUCCGAUUCUACAACGACUCCACAAAAAAGUAGUUUAAGUGACAGGGUCCCCAGAAUGGGAACCCAAAGGCCAAAGUCUCAGACCUUACCCAUACGACCCAGAACGGAUAUUGAAAAUAGACAAAACACUCUUCGCCGUUCAUUUUCACCUAGUGAAGCCGAAAGAGCUGACUGGCGUUUAAAGUACAGUGGACCUACCCAUACGCCAGUGUGGACUCAAAAAAAUACUUUUCAAACAUUCAAGCCGUCUCCCAAAUUGCCCGGUCGCCGCAUUCAACAAUUCCAUUACUUACCGAAAUAAUGGGUGAAAAUAAAUUGCGCAACAUUUUUUAUCUGAUCCUACCAAAACCUCUUGAACAACAAAUUUCUGACCCAACCUGUUUUGUAAAGAAGUGCGUAAAUCCAACCGAUCUAGUAAUAUAAAAUGAUUUCCAAA